AUGGCGACCGCAAUGCCUAGGGGACUACGAAUUCUCCAAACGUGUCGAGGUCUCGCCGUUCGCUCGGCGCCCCCUGCUUGCGCCAGACCGCAGGCGCUGCUACACGUAGCUCGACCCUAUCGCUUGCAAUCGAACGAUGCGAAGACCCAAAUUCCGAGUGUUACCGAAUCAAAUGCCACCAACACAGGCAGCUCUAUCACAGAGGUAUCCUCUUCGAACCCGAUUGAUAGCGUCGACGAUGGUGCGCUCGAGCAGAUGCUAUAUGGUGGCCGGGCGAGCAAACAAGGCGGCCUGACGGAUGCACAGGAGGAGGUGCUCUACCGCGACGGCGAGAUUCCUCCCGCGGAGAGCGCCGAGGCCGUGUUGGCCUUGGGGAACGCGGAGGCGGACGAGCUCGAAGCGGAGGGCGCAGUUGGCAAGGACAUUCAGAACCUGGGACACAAAUGGCCUCUGCCGCAAAAGCCGUAUCCGGAGGGCUUCAACGUUAAGAAGCGAUACCAUGACGUGGUGGAGCAGAUUACGAGGUUGAUGAUGCGCGAUGGCAAGCUGGCUACUGCUCAAAGGCGGCGGCGGCGGGCGUUUACGUGGAUGCUGGAGGCGGUGGAGAAGCGGCCGAGUAAGGGCAGCGGGCGGACGCAGUUUGCGCACCGGCUGGCGGACGAGGUGAUUGCCGUGGUGGAGGGCCGGUCGUCGGUGUGGGAGAAGCGCAAGCUGGUGCACAAGCAGGGCACGACGGCGCGCGCCAACGUGGAGAAGAGGGUCAUGAUCAAGAAGGGUGUUGGGAAGUAA
Molecule: messenger RNA, 789 nt
Organism: Cordyceps militaris CM01
Lineage: Eukaryota; Fungi; Ascomycota; Sordariomycetes; Hypocreales; Cordycipitaceae
Product: ribosomal protein S7
Exons: 3
Coding region: 1-789 (262 amino acids)
Source: RefSeq, a predicted model, not a curated record